Messenger RNA from Fukomys damarensis (Damara mole-rat), 1986 nucleotides. It is a transcript of the gene Slc75a1, whose product is annotated as major facilitator superfamily domain containing 10. Gene Ontology annotation, molecular function: transmembrane transporter activity. The record is from RefSeq and is a predicted model, not a curated record. NCBI's taxonomy places the organism in Eukaryota, Metazoa, Chordata, Mammalia, Rodentia, Bathyergidae. Gene Ontology annotation, biological process: transmembrane transport. Gene Ontology annotation, cellular component: brush border membrane. The annotation marks the transcript as partial. The transcript is spliced from 11 exons.
CGGCCGUGCUGUCCCUGCCGGGGGGCUGCCGCGGCCUGGGUCCCCUGGCUUCUCGGCCCCCGUCUCAUUGGCUCGGGCUUCUCCCUCCUGCAGUUCCUCUCUGCGACGCUCACUGGGGCCGCCUCGGACUGCGUGGGCAGGCGGCCCGUGAUGCUGCUGUCCCUGCUGGGCCUGGCCACCUCCUAUGCCGUGUGGGCCGCCUCUCGGAGCUUCGCUGCCUUCCUGGCCUCCAGGGUGAUCGGGGGCAUCAGCAAGGGGAACGUCAGCCUCUCCACGGCCAUCGUCGCCGAUCUGGGCUCACCGUCGGCCCGCAGCCAGGGUAUGGCGGUCAUCGGUGUGGCCUUCUCCCUGGCCUUCACGCUGGGCCCCAUGCUCGGGGCCUCCCUGCCUGUGGAGAUGGCACCCUGGCUCAGCCUGCUCUUUGCAGCAUCCGACCUGCUCUUCGUCUUCUUCUUUCUGCCGGAGACACUGCCCCCAGAGAAGCGGGCGCCCUCCAUCGCCCUGGGCUUCUGCACAGCUGCUGACCUGCUCAGCCCUCUGGCACUCCUCCAGUUCGCAGCAGUUGCCCAUGGCCAGGAUCCCCCUAGUGGAGACAGGCUCCGCAGCCUGCGCCGCCUGGGCCUGGUUUACUUCCUCUACCUCUUGCUGUUCUCCGGGCUGGAGUACACCCUGAGCUUCCUGGUGCACCAGCGCUUCCAGUUCACCAGCCUACAGCAGGGCAAGAUGUUCUUCUUCAUUGGCCUCACCAUGGCCACCGUCCAGGGAACCUACGCCCGGCGGGUCCGCCCUGGCAGAGAAGUCACGGCCGUGAAGCAGGCCAUGCUGCUGCUGCUGCCGGCCUUCCUCCUCAUUGGCUGGGGCUGCUCCCUGCCCACGCUGGGGCUGGGGCUGUUGCUCUACUCUUUCGCGGCUGCGGUUGUGGUGCCCUGCCUGUCUUCUGUGGUCGCUGGCUAUGGCUUACCAGGGCAGAAGGGCAGAGUCAUGGGCACCCUGCGGAGUCUGGGUGCCCUGGCCAGGGCAGUGGGACCCAUGCUGGCUGCCUCAGUGUACUGGCUGGCUGGAGCCCAAGCCUGCUUCACUGUGUGCGCCGGGCUCUUCCUGCUCCCCGUCAUCCUCCUGCAGAAGCUAAAGCACCCAGAGCCUGAGCUCAAGGCGGAGUAGCUGAAGUUCACGCCCCACAAGGACCACCAGGACCACUCCCCACUGCCUGAGACUCCUUCCUGCCCUGCCCGACCAGGGUCUGGGGAGGGAGCCUCAACCCUCUGCUCCACCCUCAGCAGGAAGUCUGGGCAGCGCUCCCGGGUACCUGGCCCAGCUGUCCUGAGCAGGCUCAGUGACUCCAUGGCCUUCAGAGUUGUGUGUACGUUCUGCCUGGAUGACUCAGGCCCUGGGCCAGGCUUCUUAAAGACAAAUAAAGCAGCUCUUUUGCACCAGCAUUCUCUGCAGGACAGCUCUGCCCUGCCACUCACCUGCAGAGGUGCAGGGGCCAGGCAGCUCUUGGGGCUGUGGCCAGCACAACACUGGGCUCCCCUGCAGCAGAGGGCAGUGCCAGCUGCAGUCCCAGGCUGUGGCCUCACAGGCCCCUCCUGCUGAGUCAGGCAGGCCGAGCACAGGUUCAUUCUGGGCCUCUGUCCCUGUCCCUGACCAGCAGCACCCCGGACACCACUCAAAUUCUAGGGAGGAAGGGCAGGGUGCAGGAGAGGGCCUCCCUAAUUCUAUAGCGACUGGUGACAUUUGGCCAAAAGAUAAGUACAUCUGAGUCAUUCUCAACAUGAGACAUGCUUUGGAAACCCUACUUUGAGGGAACAAAGGUGUAUGAAAACUGCUAACGAGAUUUAGACAAAGAAACUGCUUAAAGAGUUUUAUUUGUGAGUAAAACAUGUUACAGUGAAGAAAGGAUGUCCAGGACCUGUCCUCCAAGUCUGGUCUGUAUAUGCAACUAUAUUUCAUGUUGUAAUACAAAGAAUUAGACUACAAAAGUGAAAA